Molecule: messenger RNA, 834 nt
Organism: Zeugodacus cucurbitae (melon fly)
Lineage: Eukaryota; Metazoa; Arthropoda; Insecta; Diptera; Tephritidae
Product: serine protease persephone-like
Exons: 6
Coding region: 226-834 (202 amino acids)
Biological process (GO): proteolysis
Molecular function (GO): serine-type endopeptidase activity
Source: RefSeq, a predicted model, not a curated record
AAUAACCUAUGUUCGAACGAUAAAGCAGUAUGCGCCAGUAUUCAAAACUGUCGAAUAAAGUUUAAAGGAGGUUUGACGAUUUGUGAUUUCAGGAAUUUUGAAACCUUUAUUUGCUGUCCCAACAAUUUAUUAAAUUCUUUGGAACGUCCAGCUGAUCAAGUCUGUAAAGUAAUCGAACAAGGAUUAUUUGGAGGAAGACCAAACAGUUAUGCAGAGUACCCCCAUAUGGCUAGAAUUAUGUACGAUAAUCCUGAAUCGAGAUGUAGUGGCAGCUUAAUAGAUAAGCGUUUUGUGCUCACUUCUGCGCGUUGCGUAGACGGCAACAUGGCAAAGGCAAUAAAAGUUGUUUUGGGCGUAACAGACUUUAAUGAUCCAACACAGAGAACUCGACAGGAUAUUAAUAUCAAAAAAAUCCAUUUACAUCCAAACUAUGAUGUUUCUCGUAUAUACAAUGAUAUUGCUGUAAUUGAACUGGACGGAGAUGCCGUAUUUAAUCAAAACGUGUACCCGACUUGUCUACACACGGAUCAAACUGAAUUGCGUAAUGGUGCUGAUCUAGUUGAAAUUGGUUGGGGGUUAACUGAAUUUAAAACACAAUCCGAACGUUUGUUAGCGGCUAAUUUGCACUACACACCUUUUCAAUCAUGUAAUAACACUUACGCUAACCUUAAUGAUAAUCGUCUAAAUCGUGGCAUCGUUGAUACACAGCUAUGUGCGUAUUCACCGGGUAGCAAUGCUUGUGCAGCGAACUCUGGCGGUCCGUUACAUAUUGUUCAAGAUAAAAGCACUUAUAAUUAUAGAUUGGCAGUUUUAUUGUUUACCACUACGCUGUGA